Drosophila yakuba is the source of this 2231-nucleotide messenger RNA. It is a transcript of the gene Wnt2, whose product is annotated as protein Wnt-2. The record is from RefSeq and is a predicted model, not a curated record. Gene Ontology annotation, cellular component: extracellular region. Bases 1024 to 2082 code for a protein of 352 amino acids. The transcript is spliced from 5 exons. Gene Ontology annotation, molecular function: frizzled binding; cytokine activity. NCBI's taxonomy places the organism in Eukaryota, Metazoa, Arthropoda, Insecta, Diptera, Drosophilidae. Gene Ontology annotation, biological process: cell fate commitment; neuron differentiation; multicellular organism development.
GGAGUCCGCUCAGUUCUUAUACGACACUCGCACCCGUCGGUCGAGCGAUCACUCGUACCUCCACUCGAAAAAGUCGGAACGAUCCACAUCCAUCUCGGGGUUCCUGGGCCACUCCGAUUGGCGGCUCGGCUCUUUAAUUGCGUCACUAAUGAGCUGCAUUUAUGUUAAUCUCCGCACCCGGGACGUCUAAGCGCUACACGACACGAUCCCAAGAUUUGGGAUCUUCGCGGCAUUCGGCACUUCUUGUGCUUUUCUUUUUUGGUAGUUUUCACCUGCUGAGCCGUUUAUGGUUAUUGCCGCAAUUCCGUUGUGACAGUCGGAGGCGCUUUAUCAUAAAUUAAAAAAUCGUGUAGUCGGCGAGGGACCGCUGGACCGCUGGACUGCUGGACUGGUGGACAGCCCCGCCCCCUGAUAUCCACUGAUGGAUGAUGUUGCCGCUGAUGGCAGUGUCGGCUCUGAGUUAUGGCCAAGUCGGGCCAAGUCGGAGAUUUGCAUGAAUGAAACGCACGCGUUGCCCGAAAACUGUUUGGUGAUCCGAUCUCGCGAUGACUUAAUUGAAACGCCGUUGGCUGGAGCAGAAGAAGGUGUUAAUUAGCAUACGAACAAAUGGACAAAAGCUCGCGUGUAUUUCGUAUAUUUCGUAUAUUGUAUGUCGGUAUUCGAACGUCGGUUUUGGGUUUGAAUUUGGAUUUGGUCAUAUUCGCAGAAGUAUUGAAUGCUGCCGUCUGCGUUUUCGGUUCAUUAAUAACAACACAGCCGAUCGUUCGGUUUACUUCCAAUAGUUUGAUUCUCGGCUCCUAUGGCGGCGUUUUAUGGGUAGAAACAAAGGCCCUGCGGAAUUGUGGACUGUAGUAUUGUGGAACUGUGGAAAUCGGAGCCUGCUAAGCUCAGCAGAAACCAGAAAGGAAGGGAAAUUAAGCCUCAAAUGCAUUGAGUAUUGAGACUUUUAGUGCGAACAGAAUAUGAUGAUAGUGCCAGCUGCUGGGCUCGAAUUCGUGUUGUGUGCCUCGGAUUUGCAUCGUCAUGUGGAAAAUACAUAACAAACUCUUAAUCUACAUGCUCUGGAUUAUGGAAAUAAGAUUAGUGUCCAGCUUUACAUCCGCCAUGCUCUGUGGCCGGAUUCCCGGCCUGACCCCGGGCCAGCGCAAUAUGUGCCGCGAGAUGCCCGACGCCCUGAUCGCCCUGGGCGAGGGCCACCAACUGGGCGCCCAGGAGUGCCAGCACCAGUUCCGGGGCCACCGCUGGAACUGCUCGGAGGUGUGGCAGCGCAACGUCUUCGCCCAUGUCAUACCCACAGCUUCGCGUGAGGCUGCCUACACCUAUGCGAUAGCAAGUGCCGGAGCGGCGUACGCGGUGACCGCCGCCUGUGCCCGCGGCAACAUCUCCACCUGCGGCUGUGAUGUGCGGCACAAGGCCACGCCCACUGGCGGAGGUACGCCCGACGAGCCUUGGAAGUGGGGUGGCUGUUCGGCGGACGUGGAUUUCGGGAUGCGGUAUGCGCGCAGAUUCAUGGAUGCCCGCGAAUUGGAGCGGGACUCCCGCACGCUGAUGAACCUGCACAAUAACCGGGCAGGAAGAACGCUGGUCAAGAAGAUGCUGCGCACGGACUGCAAGUGCCAUGGCGUCAGUGGCUCCUGCGUGAUGAAGACCUGCUGGAAGAGCCUGCCGCCCUUUCGUCUGCUCGGCGAUAGGCUCAUGCUGAAGUAUCAAAAAGCCAAAACUGUUCAAGCCGUCAAAGGCAAACGUGGACUGAGAUUAGUAUUAAGCAGAAAGAAGCAUGCCGGCACCGCCCGUGCCCAGAAACCGGUCCUCGAUUGGCCGAAGCGCAUGGAGCUCAUCUACCUGGAGGCGUCGCCCAACUACUGCGAGCGGAGUCUGCAGACGGGCAGCCAGGGCACCGCCGGCCGCACCUGCCAGCGGACCGGCCACGGCCCCCAGAGCUGCGACCUGCUCUGCUGUGGGCGUGGCCACAACACGCAGCACAUUCGGCGGACGACGCAGUGCCGCUGCCAGUUCCGCUGGUGCUGCGAGGUCAAGUGCGACGAGUGCGACGAGAGCUACGAGGAGUUCACCUGUAAAUAGAGGGGGCGGGACCAGAUCACUAGGACUAGGGCUAUGUCAUAGGAAAUGCGUUUAUUAAGUAUUAUGCGAAAUGUAUUACACCCACAGAUACGCUCCGCGCCACCAUACAGCCACAUUCCAGAAUAAACAUAACAAGUUAACAUCCACAA